Molecule: messenger RNA, 1598 nt
Organism: Entelurus aequoreus (snake pipefish)
Lineage: Eukaryota; Metazoa; Chordata; Actinopteri; Syngnathiformes; Syngnathidae
Product: zinc finger and SCAN domain-containing protein 2-like
Exons: 2
Coding region: 57-1118 (353 amino acids)
Biological process (GO): regulation of transcription by RNA polymerase II
Cellular component (GO): nucleus
Molecular function (GO): DNA-binding transcription factor activity, RNA polymerase II-specific; RNA polymerase II cis-regulatory region sequence-specific DNA binding
Source: RefSeq, a predicted model, not a curated record
AGGCAGACGUUAGCAUUUAGCAUUAGUGAAGCUCGCCAGUGUGCUCGCUACAAGACAUGUUGAAAGAGUUGGUGAAAGAGCGACUAAUGGCGGCAGCUGAUGAAAUUUUCGCGCUGUUUGAACGGACCAUUGCGUCGUACGAGGAGGAACUUUCUCGAACGAGAGAGAAGGAGCGACAUCGACAACAACUGGAAGCUGCUCGCAAAACUCAAAUUGUGCUACACGUUGAAGACGUUCAGCAGCUGAGUGGUCAUCGGGAAGAACAACCUGCUAAUAAGCCACAGGAGGUAAACCCCACUUUGAAGCAGAAGGAUCCACAGCCCCCCGACUUUAAAGAAGAAGAAGAAAGAGAAGUCUGGAUCAGUCAGUCAGGAGAAGAGUGUCUUCUUGGGCCGCAGGAGGCUGAUCUCACCAAGUUGCCUCUGACUGGUGUCUCUGUGAAGACUGAAGACCAUGAAGACAAACCACAAGUUGACAACCUCUUAGCUCCUCUAUCAGAUAGUGACGACAUGACAUCACAAUCUACUGAGGAUGGAGACAAGGACUACACCCAAGAACCUUUGAGCAGCGAUACGGACUGUGAAGGUGAUGUGAGGACUCACACUGACAACCCACACCCUGAAUGCUCCGACGACAAGACAGGUUUUACCUGCUCAUUUUGUGCCAAACAUUUUUGUAGUAAAAGGGAUUAUGUUCGACACACAGGAACACACACAGGAGAAAAACCUUUCAGUUGCUCCGUCUGCGGUAAAAAGUUCAUUCAAAACACAAAUCUAGAAUCACACAUGAGAACGCACACAGGAGAAAAACCUUUCAGUUGCUCAGUCUGCGGCAAAAGAUUCAAUCAGAAAGCAAACAUGAUGACGCACAUGAGAACGCACACGGGGGAAAAGCCUUUCAGUUGCGCCGUUUGCUGCAAUGCGUUUUCCCAGAGGGCCACGUUGACGGCGCACAUGAGAACACACACCGGAGAAAAACCUUUUCUAUGUCCAAUUUGCGGUAAUACAUUUUCUCAGAGGGCGAGUAUAAAAAAACACAUGACAACAGUCUGUGGUAAAAGAUUCAGUCAGAGCGUGACUAUGACAACACACACAGGAGGGAAACCUUGUAGUUGCUGAGUCGGUGGUAAACAUACGAAUAGGUAAUCAAGUGGGGGAUGUGUGAUGUUGGUUGAGGACAGCAUGAACGGGGUUUUCCCUCACAUCAAAAACUAAUGUGUGUUUAUAUGAAGUCUAAUGCAUUAAACAUUCGGCAGUAUUUACUUUUUUUUUUUAUCGGUUUCAUCGCAGGAAGUUUCACUCAAAUACAGAAAGUACAUUGUACAUUUAAUACAAAACCCAAAACCAGUGAAGUUGGCCCGUUGUGUAAAUGGUAAAUAAAAACAGAAUACAAUGAUUUGCAAAUCCUUUUCAACUUAUAUUCAAUUGAAUAGACUGCAAAGACAAGAUACUUAAUGUUCAAACUGAGAAACUUAGAAUUACAAUUUAAUGGCAGCAACACGUUGCAAAAAAGUUGUCACAGGGGCAUUUUUACCACUGUGUUACAUGGCCUUUCCUUUUAACAACACUCAGUAAACGUUUGGGAACUGAGGAGACACA